Penicillium griseofulvum is the source of this 1395-nucleotide messenger RNA. RefSeq names its product LLM class flavin-dependent oxidoreductase. The transcript is spliced from 7 exons. Bases 1 to 1395 code for a protein of 464 amino acids. Gene Ontology annotation, molecular function: monooxygenase activity; oxidoreductase activity, acting on paired donors, with incorporation or reduction of molecular oxygen. The record is from RefSeq and is a predicted model, not a curated record. Lineage: Eukaryota; Fungi; Ascomycota; Eurotiomycetes; Eurotiales; Aspergillaceae.
AUGUCUUCUCAAACAUCAGAUGCAAAGCCUCGCAAGUCGCUCAUCCUCAAUGCCUUUGUGGAAAUGUGCAGCGGCCAUCAAUCGCCAGGACUAUGGCGACACCCCGAAGAUGAGUCGCAUCGCUUCAAUGAUGUUGACCACUGGGUUGAGUUAGCACAAUUACUCGAGUCGGCCAAAUUCCAUGGCAUUUUUAUCGCAGAUGUUCUUGGAGGAUACGAUGUCUAUAAAGGACCCAGAAACCUCGAUCCUGCAGUGAUCUCAGGUGCUCAGUGGCCAGUGAACGAGCCAUUGGCUGUUGUUCCCGCUAUGGCGGCAGCUACGAAGAAUAUUGGAUUUGGAGUGACGGUCACAACAACCUACGAACAGCCAUAUCAUCUUGCAAGACGACUAUCUACAGUCGAUCAUCUUACCAAAGGACGCCUGGGAUGGAAUCACGACGACCGCUACCUCCUCGCCGAAGAAUACAUCAAAGUCACCUACAAGCUAUGGGAGUCCUCCUGGCGCCAAGACGCCGUAACCCUCGACCGCGAGCGUGGCAUCUACACCGACCCAGCAGGCGUGCGUCAAAUCAACCACGUUGGUAAAUACUUCAACGUGCCUGGACCUCACCUCUGUCAACCCAGUCCACAGCGCACACCAGUCAUCCUCCAAGCCGGUACUUCAAAAGCAGGCAAAACCUUCGCUGCGCAACAUGCCGAGGCUAUCUUCGUGGCGGGACACAGCCCAGCCGUAGUAGCGAAGAACGUGAAGGAGAUUCGAGAGCUUGCACAGAGCCAGUAUGGACGUGAUCCGCGAAGUAUUAAAUUCCUCGCACUUCUUUGCCCUAUUCUCGGUAAGACCGAGGAGGAGGCAGUGGAGAAGUUUAAGUAUUUCCGCAGUCUGGGGUCUAUUGAUGGAGCGCUUGCGUUGUUCGGUGGGUGGACGGGGAUUGAUUUGGAUACGUAUGGAGAUGAUGAGGAGCUGCGACAUGUUGAGAGUAAUGCUAUCCGAUCUGCUGUCGAGGGCUGGUCCAAGGCAACACCUGAAGUGGCUAAAUGGACAAAAGCCACUGUUGGUCAGCACAUCACCGUUGGAGGUCUGGGUGCGACUCCUGUCGGUACAGCAGCUCAAGUUGCCGAUAGCAUGGAGCGGUGGGUAGAAGAAGCUGACGUGGAUGGGUUUAAUCUGGCAUAUGCAAUCAAGCCCGGCUCCUUCAAGGAUAUCAUUGAUCUCCUUAUCCCCGAGCUCCGCAAGCGAGGUCUGUUCUGGGAUGAUUAUGCCGUGCCCAAGGGAACAUACCGUGAGAAUUUAUAUGCGCAGCCAGGCCAGUCGGGACCACAUGCAGACCACCCUGCUUCUAAGUAUCGAUGGAAUGCUGGUGUGGAUGCUUCGGAUGCUAGGAUUCCAGAUAACUGA